Molecule: messenger RNA, 1590 nt
Organism: Prunus armeniaca (apricot)
Lineage: Eukaryota; Viridiplantae; Streptophyta; Magnoliopsida; Rosales; Rosaceae
Source: the annotation of a GenBank genome assembly
AUGUCAGUAACAUCUCAUGGAGAUGCAGUGAGGAAUAAGCUUGAUGACAAGUCAGAGAAAUGCAUUUUUAUUGGAUAUAGUGAAAGAAGCAAGGCCUACAAGCUGUACAAUCCAAAGACAAAGAAAUUCUUGGUUAGUCGAGAUGUUCGAUUUGAUGAAUACUCUGAUUUUUAUGAUCAUGGUGCAUCAUCAACUCUUCAAGAUGAUAGUGAUGAUUAUUGUCACUCCACCAAUGACUCUUCCCAAAGUUCUCCAAGACCAGCAACAAAUGGCAGUGAAGGCCCUUCCCAAACUCCGAUAAAGAUGAGAAGUUUAGAAGAAAUUUAUGAAUAUGCUCGGCAUGUAGAUUUGCCGAAUGAAGCUGUAUAUUUUGCCUUCUUUGCAGGAGAAGACCCAAUUUCUUUUGAUGAUGCAUCCAAAGAAGAAAAAUGGAAGAGAGCUAUGGAUGAAGAAAUAAAAGCCAUUGAAAAAAAUGAUACAUGGGAGCUCACAGAUUUGCCAGAGCACAAGGAUCCUAUUGGUGUGAAAUGGGUGUACAAAACAAAGAUGAAUCUAGAUGGGUCCAUAAAUAAAUACAAGGCGAGGCUUGUGGCGAAGGGAUACAAACAAAAAGAAGGAAAAGAUUAUACUGAGGUAUUUGCUCCUGUUUCUAGGCUUGACACCGUUCAUUUAAUCAUUUCUCUUGCAGCGCAAAAUAAUUGGAAGGUGUUUCAAAUGGAUGUGAAGUCUGCGUUUUUGAAUGGUGUUCUUAAUGAAGAAGUUUACUUGGAGCAACCACAUGGAUAUGUAAAGAGAGGAGAAGAGAAGAAAGUUUUCAAGUUGAGAAAGGCCUUAUAUGUUCUUAAGCAGUCACCUAGAGCUUGGUACAGCUGCAUCAAUUCAUAUUUUGAAAAGAAUGGAAGCUUCAUGAUUGUAAGUCUUUACGUUGAUGAUAUGAUUUUUACCGGAAAUAAUCUUGAUAUGUUGAAUGAGUUCAAGCUCUCCAUGAUGAGAGAAUUUGAGAUGACAGAUUUAGGAGAACUGCAUCAUUUUCUUGGUAUAGAAGUUAACCAGUCCAAAAAAGGAAUUUUCAUUUCGCAAGAGAGUUAUGCGAAGGAAGUUUUGAAGAAGUUUCGAAUGGAGAAUGCAAAUCCAAUCUCAACUCCAUGUGUUACAGGCUUAAAAUUGAGCAAAGAUGGUGAAGGAAAACUUGUGAACUCUACAAUGUUUCAAAGUUUGGUUGGAAAUUUGAUGUAUUUGACUGCCACAAGGCCAGACAUCAUGUUUUCAGUAAGUUUGGUGAGCAGAUUUAUGGAAAAUCCAUAUUCCAAUCAUUGGGAGGCUGCAAAGAGAAUUUUGCGAUAUGUCAAAGGGACCGUUGAUUAUGGUAUUUUCUAUGAAGCAAAUAUUCCUAUUAAUCUUGUUGGUUAUACUGAUAGUGACUUGGCAGGAAGUGUUGAUGAUUGCAAAAGCACUUCUGGUUACUUUUUUAAUCUUGGAAGUGAUGUUUUUUCUUGGAGUUCUAAGAAGCAACCUAUUGUAGCUCUCUCUACAACGGAAGCAGAAUACAUUGCUGCUUCUUAUGCAGGAUGUCAAAUUCUGUGGUUAUGA